AUGGCCCGAAUGUCCGCCGCCUCCUUUCUUUUCGUCGUCGUUUACAACUUUUUCUACUACGCCCUAUACCUCGUCUGUAUUGCCUUUCUCGUCGUCACCCCCGCCGAUCUAAUCCAGCAAGCCUUCGCAAAGAAACAAAACUGGAACAUCUUGGUCGUCACUGUCUGCUACGUCGUUACUGUGUUGGUCAUCUUCUUUAUCUACGUUACCAGAAUCUACAUCAGCCGCAGUGUUCUCUCGUCAAUACCCAAGAGCUGGAUACCCAUCGACAAGGGCGAUGUACCGCGCAGUGUCAGGGAGAUGAUUGUGGAGGGGCUGAGCAGGAGCGCUGCCAUUGCUUACGAGGCCAGGCCGAGAGUCCCGCACCCAAUAAUACAACCAGUAACGACACAUACGGGAACUGUCGAAGAGAAACAGAAAUCCAGCUGGAGGGGAAAAUGGAGGAGUAAAAGCAGUGGAAGCGGAGGGGCCGUGUCUGUCAUUGAGGGAGGAGACGCGAUUGGUCUCGAAAUGGGCAUGCUCCCUGAUCAAAAACAGCAGCGUGCCGUAUGGGGAGACAUUGAACACCCUGGAUGGUCAUCACCGGUAUCAACGGGUUUGCCCCCGAACCUGCAGUACUCGACCGUUGUAUCCGAACUUCCGAAUCUUAUCGAAGCCAAGGCGCUCACCCUUGCGCCACCGGAUCCAGACUCACGUACCCUGCCUCCAACACUUGACCCAGAAGCUGUCGCCAUGUUGCAAAGGCCAGAAGGAGUAGGACUCAGGGAAUACUUGGGUCUGUUGACCGAGAUGGGAGUUCUGACGGCAUCACCGACGACAAUCGAUUUUUUGUCGCAGUAUGAACGAGCCCGAUUCUCAGCCAGACCGCUGACCGGUGACGAGUUCCGAGAGUUGAUGCAUUUGUUUGCUGAAGUUUUGAGAAGCAUGCAACCUUUUGAUCCAGCCCUCGCUUAUGACGAUUACGACGAUGACUCGUUUGAUGAUGGAAUCCCACAGGGAGAACGAGAAGGCGAACAGACACAGUCAGAGAGUGAUAUUGAUAACGAUGCGCCGAGAGGAACCAGUCCUUCUAGUGCAGGGCAGAGUUUGCAUUCGGGCUUGGGUCUGGGGAUAGGGAUUGGUCAGAAUGCCGGUGGUGAUAACGACAGUCUGGGCGGAAAAAGCUCCAGUGCCUCAACGACAUGGAGUCAGGGUCGUGGUUCAAGACAUCUGAGACCUGGGAUGGGAGUGCGAAACUCAUCUGCCAACACCUGGCUGUACCAGACUGCGCCAACAACGCCAAAAAGCACCAGACAUGCUGGAGUGUCCGAUUCCAGUGGCGACAGUGACGCAAACUCGUUUGCGCAAACCAGACAUCCGUACCAAGUUGACGGCACCAGCGGCAGUGGCAGUGGAAGAAGUGUACGAUCAGUAGGAACAAACGGAAGCGGAGGAUCAGUCAUCAGGCUGGCUGCCGAUGGGGAUGGAACAGACUUGCCAUAUGUGUUUACCGGUGUGAACUGA
Messenger RNA from Podospora anserina S mat+, 1503 nucleotides. RefSeq lists its product as uncharacterized. The transcript has a single exon. Lineage: Eukaryota; Fungi; Ascomycota; Sordariomycetes; Sordariales; Podosporaceae. Bases 1 to 1503 code for a protein of 500 amino acids. The record is from RefSeq and is a predicted model, not a curated record.